This is a messenger RNA of Penaeus chinensis, 654 nucleotides long. Its product is annotated as protein lethal(2)essential for life-like. Bases 56 to 568 code for a protein of 170 amino acids. Lineage: Eukaryota; Metazoa; Arthropoda; Malacostraca; Decapoda; Penaeidae. The transcript has 2 exons. The record is from RefSeq and is a predicted model, not a curated record.
CACUCUUUGAGAGAACAGAGCAAGCUGUAGUUUUAUCUACAUUUCCAAGAGAAAUAUGGAGAACAAAAAUACUAGCACUCUUAAUGACCAAAAAACAGAAUCCCCCAAAGAGGAUUCACUUCUCCCCAUCGCUGAGAAGGGACUUUUCUUCCAUGAUUCUUUCUUCGAGGAUAUUCGGAAGCAGUUUGAGACAGCCAUCGACCAAAUCCUGGAUACGUGGGGAGAAGCCAGGCCCGUGAGUGAUCUCAUGAGUAGCUACAGACGUGUAAAAGAGCGCAAUUUGCAGCAAGAGAACCAAGUCAUGGCCUUCAGUGAAGACGACCAGAAUCACAAGGUUGUACUGGAUGUUCAUGACUUCAAGAGUGGAGACGUUAAGGUCAGAGUGGAAGACAAUCAGGUGGUAGUGGAAGGUCGAGUAGAAAAGGAAGAGGACGACUUCAAGUCCAUGAAAAGCUUCUGUCGACGUUUCAACUUCCCAGGCAAAGUGGUUAUGGAGGGCGUGACUUCUGCAAUGUCUUCCGAUGGUGUCUUGACUAUCACGGCUCCGAAGAUUCCACUGGCAGCAUAGAAAAAUAUUUAAUGAGCUAAAAUUACGAUUAGAUGUACGUUUAGGUAACAAUUAAUUUUUCUUCAGGAUAAUGUGGAAAUGAACAA